UCUCUCUUUAUCUCUCUAUCUCUAUCCCUAUCUCUCUCUCUCUCUAGAUGUAUAAUUUGCAUUUCAUUUAAUGUAGAGAAGGAUUGAGAAAAUUCAGAAAAGAAAAAAAAAAAAAAAGAAAGAAAAGAAAAGAAAAGAAAAAAAAUAAGAGAGAGAGAGAGAGAAAUGAUGUGUGUAUGUGUAUGUGUAUAUGCAUGACACCGAAUCAUGGAAGAACCACAGCAGCAUCACCACUUUUUCAAUAACUAAUUCAUUUAAAACAAGGGGAUGCAGUAGAGAGGAAAAGCAUCAAGUGUUCAUGGAUAUAUAUUUCAACAACUUUUCUUCAGAUUUCUCCAGUUAUAAAUACCCAGUAGCUCGCUCAAAUCGCCCAUUUUUCAGGUUUUGAGUUUCAGAUAAAGAUUUGUGAGGAGACGAGAGCUUGAAUUGCUUGUGGCCUUGGUGGAUUACAUAGAUUUUAGAUUGGUUUGUGUGAAGAAACAAGUGAAAUCUUAUCAACAUCACAGACAUCAUCACCACAAAAGAAGACAGGGUUUCCUUGUGAAGAUGGCGGCGUCUUCAUCGUCAGCAGCGUUCUUUGGAAUGCGAGAAGAAGAUCAGAAUCCGAUGAAACAACAGCAUUCCGCAGCUCCAACUUCAUCAGCCGGAGCCACCACUGUACCUCCCCAGAAGAAGAGAAGAAAUCAGCCCGGAACACCAUAUCCAGAUGCAGAGGUCAUAGCACUAUCUCCCAAGACCCUAAUGGCUACAAACAGGUUUGUGUGUGAGGUAUGCAACAAAGGGUUCCAAAGGGAGCAAAACCUACAGCUCCACAGAAGAGGACACAACCUGCCUUGGAAGCUAAAGCAGAAGACAACAAAAGAGGUGAAGAGGAAGGUAUAUCUAUGUCCUGAACCCACUUGUGUCCACCAUGACCCUUCGAGAGCUCUUGGCGACCUCACCGGCAUUAAAAAGCACUACUCUAGAAAACAUGGUGAGAAGAAAUACAAGUGUGAGAAGUGCUCUAAGAAAUAUGCUGUGCAAUCUGACUGGAAAGCUCACACUAAGACUUGUGGUACUAGGGAGUACAGAUGUGACUGUGGAACUCUUUUCUCAAGGCGCGACAGUUUUAUCACUCACCGGGCCUUCUGCGAUGCACUUGCCCAAGAGAGUGCGAGGCAUCCACCCUCCUUGAGCACCAUCGGAAGCCAUUUAUAUGGGACUAGCAACAUGAGCUUAGGCUUAUCAUCUCCAAUGGGUCAUCAAAUUUCCCCAUUACAAGAUCAAAACCAACCACCUACCGAUAUUCUACGUCUUGGUGGUGUUAGGGGUGGACAAUUCGACAAUCUCAGGAUUUCACUCUCAUAUGAUUUGCAACCAUCGAUGUCUUCGCCUUUCUUCAUGACCGAGCCAAAUCAAGAUUAUCAAGAAGACACUCAGUCUCAACACGGGUUGUUAUCGAACAAGCCGUUCCACCAGGGACUACUGCAACUUCCUGAUCUUCAAAACAACACAAAUGCCGGUGUCAUCAACCUCGGAUUCUUCUCCAAUAGCAGCAACAACAACACCACCAGCAUCGAAAACAACAACAACAACACCAAUUCGAGCUUUCUUGUUCCGAAUCAAUUCAACAAUGGACAUUCUAGCUCUAGCAUAAUGGGAAACCAGAUCAGUUCCGGUAUCAACUCUCUCUACAGCUCAUCACUCCAAAACAACAAUGUCGCUUCGCAUAUGUCUGCGACAGCGCUUCUUCAAAAAGCUGCUCAAAUGGGUUCAACCACAAGCAAUAGCAGUGCUUCCCUACUCAGAGGCUUCGGAAGCUCCUCCUCCAGUGGCAACAGACCCGAUCGAUCGCCCAUCGCCGCCAACUUUGGCGGCGUUUUCGGGGACAACAGCAACGAAACUCACCUCCAAGAUUUGAUGAAUUCUCUUGCUGGUGCCAAUUCCAACAUUUUUGGAAGUGGGAAUGCAUUUGUGGGUGCACAUGAACAAGAUCAAAACAGUUUUGGGGGAUACAACAAUGCAAAUAAACCCAGUUUAGAACAAACCCAAACACACCAUAAUAGCUCAAGUUUUGGCAAUAUGGAUCAGAGUAAAUUACAGAAUAACAACAACCUUUCCGUGAGUGUUGGAGGGUCUGAUAGACUGACGAGAGAUUUUCUAGGGGUUGGAGAGAUAGUGAGAAGCAUGAGUGGAGGGUUUUCACAGAGAGAGCAGAUUGAAAUGAGCUCAUUGGAAUCAGAAAGAAAGGCUGCGCCGAAAAGCCAGCAAGCUUUUGGAGAUGGGAAUUUUCAUCAGUGAAGCAAAAAAGAUGGAGAGAUAGUGAUGAGGAAAGAAAAAGGUCGCAAGAAAGUACAGGAAGUCCAAUGUGCAUUAGAAGAAGCUUUGUUUGUUUGCUUAUGGAGCCAAAACUUGCUAUACAAAUCAAGUUGGUGUUUUGACUUGUAGAUCUCCAAGAUCGUAAGACAAGCAAUUGGAUCGGCUUUUGCAUAAUGAACUGAUAACUUUAGUAGACAAUUUGUUUAUGUUUGAUUUAGAGAGGUAGUGUUAAAGUUUCUGAAUUAUCGGAAAAAUAGCAUAAGACAGGAAUUUUGAAAGUUGAAAGUUGUUUGUGGCUUAGUUCUCAUGGAGCUUUUAUCCAGGAAACAUUAUGACAAGGACACCCUUGGCAAUGCAAUCACUUCAUUACGUUUCA
Molecule: messenger RNA, 2674 nt
Organism: Camellia sinensis
Lineage: Eukaryota; Viridiplantae; Streptophyta; Magnoliopsida; Ericales; Theaceae
Product: protein indeterminate-domain 4, chloroplastic-like
Cellular component (GO): nucleus
Molecular function (GO): DNA-binding transcription factor activity
Source: RefSeq, a predicted model, not a curated record